Molecule: messenger RNA, 22478 nt
Organism: Podarcis lilfordi (Lilford's wall lizard)
Lineage: Eukaryota; Metazoa; Chordata; Lepidosauria; Squamata; Lacertidae
Source: the annotation of a GenBank genome assembly
CCUUGAACCUACGGGUGCCCGGAGCGGACAAAAUGGCCUCUUCCGGCUCGGUCAGGCUGUGCGCGCCUGGUUGCCUGGCAACCGCCCCGCUCUCCUCCGGCCUAGCUCCCGAGGCGCCCGCGCGAAAACACACACCUGUUGUUGUUGGGGUUUUUUUUGGGGGGGGGGAUGGCCAAAUUCGUGCUCGCAGGUGAGGCGGCGGCUCCGCCCCGCCUUGCAGUCUCCCUGUCUGUCUGUGUCUGUCUGUCUGUCUCUCUCUCUCUCUCUCUCACACACACACACACACAAACACAACGUCCUGCUCGGGUUUCGUAGGGCUGGGUUGGCUCGCGCCCCCUGAGCAUGCACAGAGUGCUGCACUCCCGGCAGUCGCUCUGGGAUGAGGAAUGAGUUUGCCGGGCGAGUCGAAGCAGCUCCAUCAAGCAGGAAUAAAGAAAGAGGAGGCUGCUUCCCUCACCUGUGCGUCCACGGCACACCCCUCUGUAUUAGGAAGCGGAGCAACCCAGUUAAUAGACGAUUGUGUUUUUCUUAGAACGAUUUGUUUUUAUUAUUAUUAUGGUGUGUGUGUGUGUAGUAAAUAAUAGGGGCCAUCUGCCUUCCCUGGAAAGUAAGCAGGCAGCAAGUAUUCAUAAGCUUGUGAAUAUACCGGUAUAUACUGUAUUCACUCCUUUGACUUCACAAGCUUAUGAAUACUUGCUGCCUGCUUACUUUCCAGGGAAGGCAGAUUGCCCCUAUUAUGCUGAGGCGGAUGGAGAUUAUAUAUAUAUAUAUAUAUAUAUAUAUAUAUAUAUAUAAUAUAUAAAUAUAAUGUGUAUAUAUAUAUAUAUAUAUAUAUACACAUAUAUACAUAUAUAUAAUACAUAUAUAUUAUAUAUUAUACAUAUAUAUUAUAUUAUAUUAUAUAUAUAUACCACCUUCUUUCUCUGGCAGGACCUCAAGGCAACUUACAGAUAAAAAUAAGAACAGCUAAAAACAUGGCAAGGGCAGGGAAACAACAACAAAUAAGGAACAAUUUAAUCUUAACAGAAUUAAAACUCUAGUACAGUGAUCGCCUUUCUGCCAUUAAUGACACUGUGACUAAUUUUCAUUUUGUACACCUCAGUUUCACUGGAUGCUUCUGAGCGCCUGCUAAUGUUUAUUUGUUCAUUCAUUAGGAUGGAGCAGGAGCCCCAUUGGAUCCAUGAAGGGGACAUGAAGCCACAAAGAUCUGGCCCUAUUUCUGUCUAGGCCAGUAUCCUGCCCACCAGGUGUCUCUGGGGAAGCCUGCAAGCAGGACUCAAGUUCCCUUCCUUCCUGCUUGCAAUUCCCAGCAGCCGGUGCUCAGAGGCAUACUGGUUGCCUCCAGCAGUCGAGGGAGAGCAUUGUGGCUAGCAGGCCCUGAUCACCUACCUCAGCCCUCGGCUAAUUUGCCCAAACUCCUUUUCAUCUAAACCCCUCUAGCCGUCGCUACAUCUUAUGGCAGGAAAUUCCGGGAGUUGACUCAGUAGAAACUUCCAGAGCGGGGUGCAUGGAAGUCGUGCUUGGGGAAGUAAUGCACUCUUGCUCUGCCCCGGUUAUCAUCCCCCUUUGCAAUAAGCGUUCGCUCCUUUGACUUCAUGAGCUUAUGAAUACUUACUAGCUUUCUUACUUUCCAGGGAAGGCAGAUUGCCCCUAUUAUGCUAAGGCAGAGCUCCUUGCUGAUUAUUUGCAGAAAAAUCUGCCUCACUUCAGGAUACACAAGAUUACUCAGCAUCCAGACAACUGGGAGGUAAUAUAUAUCCAUGUGAUUCACUAGUGCAGUAAUGACGCCUCGCAGGGCUGGUCCUGUCAUUAGGGAUAGUGAAACAUAGUGAUUAUGUUUUUGUAAAAGAUGUUAAUUUAUGGUUGGUGGUGUUAGCCAUCUUGACCUUUUAAUCAGGGAAGGUGGGGUACAAAUAUUUUACAUAAAUAUGUGAUGUGGGCAAACCUGUAAUGGCCUGGUAUUUCUCUAGCACACUUAUGCUCCCUAGAUGGAAGUGUAUAAAUGGACAAGCACCGACUUAUAUGGGCACAGUGCCUCUGUUGACCCUUUUGGGGAUAUAUUUCUAUUUCUUUUGCCUUCUUUCUAUUGAAAAAUUAUAGCCUGGGUGCUGAAGGAGGCUCUUGGUUGAAGUGUUUGAAAUCCUGCCCACUAGUGGAUGCAUCUGUAUAUUUGACUAGCAUGCUGCUUUGCUAAAAAGUGUGUUGGCUAAAGCUUUCUUAAAAUUUCCUGAAGCAGUACUGGUCCACACUGGUCCUUUCAUACAUUCAAGCAGACAUCGGUCUGCAUUUUUUUCCUCACUGCAGCUUCCAGUUCAAUGCACUUGCUUGCAACUAAUCCAUAAGUGCCUUAUUAAUGUAUGCAUUCAAAUUAGCAUUAGAUGCACAGGUACAAAAUGUAUGAGCCUGUUAUAAAAUAUGAAGGGAAAGUGUUUGGGCACAUCAUCUUGGGAAAUUACUGUUUCAGUAUUGCCUUGAAAGCUUUUUCUGGAUUUAAAACGUUAACAACACUUUUCAUGCUUGCUUUUGGGGAUUUUGCUUUUAGAAGUGGCUGCAGGAGAUCUGUGAACAGAAUGGAUGGAAACAUAAGCGCUCUCCAAUUAUUUGGAGGGAAUUGUUGGACCGUGGAGGAAAGGGACUUCUUCUGGGAGGAUUCAAUGAAUUCCUUGAACACGCCCAGGUCUGCUUCUUCUUCUUCUCUUCUUGUCUCUACGCUUAGUGAGUAUUCAGUUGGCUAAAUAAUAUCCCAUCUCCCAACAAAAUACUACAAUCAGAAGAAUGCUUGUGAGAGAGAUAGUAAAUGCGAAUUUAUAUUACUUUGUAACCACACUAGAAUCACACUCAAAGACCAUAAGAUCUUUUAAUGGACUUCCAACCUCCUUCAGCCCUAAGCAGCAUAGUCUGUGGUUAGGAAUGGUGGGAGUUGUAGUCUAGUCCAACAACAUCCAGGGACGGACACAAGUUCCCUAUCCAUGUCAUAAGGAGCUUGGAAAACCUACCAUAAUUAGAGAGAAGUUUUGAUUACUGAGGACACAGGGAAAGGGCAACGAGGAAUGAGUUCGGGCUUAAUUUGAUUAUCAGGAAAGUAUUCCUAAACGUAGGGAUUGACUAUGGCAAUACUGCUACUGCAAUGGACUGGCCAUGGUAAUGGUAAUGGUACUACUAUAUUCUGCUUUGAUCAGAACCCACACAGUUUAAUUUAGGAAGGAUAUCAACAAACUGAAGCAUGUCUAGAGGGCAGCAAUUGUGAGGAGCUUAUAUUGCAAUAAAUAUCAAGAUCAAGUCCUGCGAGGAAAGGUUGUAGGAACUGGCUGUGCUUAGCCUGAAAAAAAGAUUACUGAGAAGCAAAAUAGUAGCCAUUUUCAAAAAUAAGGUCCAGUGCCGAGGGCCUUCUGGCAGUUCCCUCGCUGUGAGAAGCCAAGUUACAGGGAACCAGGCAGAGGGCCUUCUCGGUAGUGGCACCCGCCCUGUGGAAUGCCCUCCCAUCAGAUGUCAAGGAAAUAAACAACUACCAGACUUUUAGAAGACAUCUGAAGGCAGCCCUGUUUAGGGAAGCUUUUAAUGUUUGACGGACUAUUGUAUUUUAAUAUUUUGUUGGAAGCAGCCCAGAGUGGCUGGGGAAACCCAGCCAGAUGGGCGGGGUAUAAAUAAUAAUUAAUAAUUAUUAUUAUAAAUAUUUGAAGGACUGUCACACUAAUGAUAAAUCACAUUUGUUUUUUGUUUUUGUUGCUCCAGAGGGUAGGAACCAAACCAAAUAACCUGAAAAGUAUUUAGACUAAACAUUAGAAAGAACUUCCUGAUGGGACAAACUGUUUGAUAGUAGAGGCUGAAUGGUUGCUGUAGUACUGUAGUGGGUUACUUGCUUCAGGAGGGGUUUGGACUAGAUUCCUUUUGAGGAUCUUUCCAGCACCAAUGAUUUGAUGAUGAUAGUAAAUUAUUAUUUCUCUUCUACCAAGAUACUUGGAGCAUCCAUCACAGAUGGAACUUAAUGAAGGAUUUCCCUAUUCUGUCCCUUCGUUCCUCUCCCCUCCCGCAAACACACACAUUUUUUUAAAAAAGGUUUUGUUCUUCAGAUUUUUGAUUAAAUGGUGAUAAUGUCUGAGCCAUAUUUGGAUGCCUGCUGAUGACUCUUUUUAAUCUUCAGCAAUACUAUAACAUCACAUCCGACAUGAUGACUGAGCAGAUGCUCUUAAUAGCCAAGGAGAACUUGCAGACCCACAUAGUGAUUGACCAAGAGGAGGAAGAACUUAAAGGCCUUAUUAAUCCAUUACACAUUUGGAUAAACAGGUGGGAAAGAUGAAAAUAAACUGCAUAGGGAAUCUCAAAAACUUAAGUCUGAUCCUUUUCUUUUUAAACAAUGCAGCUGUCAGGGGACCUGGAAAAUUAGCAGAAUCCGGAACCUGUACAUGACUGAACACAGUCUAUGCUUGUAACACAAAGAUCCACAUUUGUAUAUAUGAGCACUUACAGCGCAGACCAUAAUUCCCAUUUUUAAUUUUCCAACUGCAGUGCCUUGCAUUUCAUCAAAGAUCUCAACAUUUCAUCAAAGAUCCCUUACCUUUCCCGCCCCGACCUGGCCACGGUGAUCCAUGUGACGGUCACCUCCAGGCUUGACUACUGUAUUUCGCUCUACGUGGGGCUGCCCUUGAAGCUGUCCCAGAAACUCCAGUGGGUGCAGAAUGCUGCAGCGAGACUCCUCACAGGGUCCCUGCCAUGGGAGCAUAUUCACCCAGUGCUUUACCAGUUGCACUGGCUCCCAAUGGAGUAUCGAGUCAGGUUUAAGAUGCUGGUUUUGACCUUUAAAGCCCUUUGUGGUUAAGGGCCCUCGUACUUAUGGGACUAUCUCUCCUGGUCUACCCCACAGAAGACCUUAAGGUCCAUGAAUAAUCAUAGUGUAGAGGUCCCGGGCCCUAAGGAAGUUAGAUUAUCCUCCACCAGGGCCAGGGCCUUCUCAGUGACUGCUCUGACCUGGUGAAAUGCUCUGUCCCAUGAGACCAGGACCCUGCAGGAUUUAACUUCCUUCCGCAGGGCCUGUAAGACAGAACUAUUCCUCCUGGCUUUCAAUUUGCUCCUGCCAACCUAGCAGUUCGAAAGCAUGUCAAGUGCAAGUUGACAAAUAGGUACCGCUCCGGCAGGAAGGUGAACAGCGUUUCCGUGUCCUGCUCUGGUUCACCAGAAGCGGCUUAGUCAUGCUGGCCACAUCACCCGGAAGCUGUACGCCGGCUCCCUCAGCCAGAAAAGCGAGAUGAGCGUCGCAACCCCAGAGUCGGCCACGACUGGACUGGACCUAAUGGUCAGGGGUCCGUUUACCUUUACCUUUAGCCACCAAGCCGUUCCUCAGAGCUUCCUUGACAGUGAACUGUCUGAUGCUUCCACUUUUAUCCAUUCUGACUCCUUAUGUCCACCCCCUCAACUUCCUUAAUCUCUACUUUCUUUCUGGUUUUAGUUUUGACUUACUGGAAAGCAGUCCUAUAGGGUACAGCCAUAGGUACAGCCGAUCCCCCCUUCCACCCGCAGAGUGGGAGAUCCUUGGGAGACAAAGAAGGCCUCCCUUCAUGAGCUUUCCUGCUGUGGGAGCGGAAAUCUCAGCUAAUGCAGUAACAGCAAAAGGGGUGUGUGCCAGUGGCAGACCAGAGGAGGCUUGGGGUCCACUGGAUCCAAAGACCUUAUGUCCCCGCCCCCCCCCCGCCCCCCGAACGGAGGUUGAGAAAAGUGCACCAGCCCAGGAUCUGGAAUACUGAUUUUCCCACCGUGAAAGGAAAGUUUUUUAUGUUGCACACUGCCUUGCUGUAUUUUCUAUGAAUGCACGAUUGUUAAAUAUUUACAUAAAGAAGCAAACAGCAAGCGGCAGAAAGGAGAGAGGAGAGAAAAUGGCAGAGCCACAGUCCUACCUGCCCCACACUUGGCUUGCACAAGUCCAGCAGGCCUUUAGAUCUGACUGUUCAGCAGCCACAACUCCUCCCUCCCCUGACCUAGUCCGUUAAUGUUUUUAAGCAGCUUUUCCUGCAUUCUCACUGCAGAAUUGCUAUGGAAUGACUGUUGUUGGGGGGCUCAAUCUCAGUAGUCUAUCAGCCUAUGUGAUUGUUAAGUCUUCAGUGUUAAGUUGUUGUUGUUUUAAUAAAAAAGUAAAUAAAAUAAGUAGGUUAUAGUUUAGAAAAAUCAAACAGUUAUGCAGUUAAAUUAAUGUAGUCUUUAACCACAUAACUUAAAAAUAAUUCAGCUUCAAUGCCUGCUGUUAGAAGAUUAUGUCACUAGAUUUCAUGGCAAGGUAUCCUUGUUCAUUUCUAAUACAAGCACUAAGAGUUGAUUACUGAGGACCAUGAAAACCUGUAGAAUAAAAAGAUUUUUUGGGGGGGGAAUAGCUCUCUUCUGCAUAAAACCAGUGUUUGUUUGUUCAUUGCUAACUACUUUUCUUAUCUUAACAGAGCAUCAGCUAGUAUCUGCUAUCAUCUGAUCCCUUUGUUAAUCAAUGGGGAAAUAUUUGGAAUGGAAACUGAGAUCAGCCUCCACUUGCUUGACAGAAAGGGCUGCGAAGAACUUCUUGAAGCUAUCGUUAUGGAGACUGAGGACUUGGCAUCCCCUGUCCUUCGUGGCAUCACUUUGUACACUGAACUGGACGACCAGACUUUUCUCGAAGCUGAAGUCAUCAUUUUGCUUGAUGACGUCCUUCAAGAGGCAAUCCCGUCUCUUGAAGAAUGCAUCCAGCAAGUUACCAAUCAAUGUGAAAUAUAUGGUCCUCUGAUAGAGAAGAACGCCAGAAGUAAUGUCAGGGUUGUUGUGAUGGGGAAAACCUUUGUCAACCUUAAGGCAUUGAUGCUUAUUACACAUGCUCCGUCCAUCAACCCUCAGAAUAUCGUCACUGUAUCCCUGCUCUUGGAAAAUGAAGCCAAGGCCAUGCUGGCAAGAAAAAUGGGGAUGCAUCCAGCAGGUGUGUAACAAAUGAUUGCAGAUUGACUAAUGAUUAUUUAGUUAUUUUGGAUUGUUAUAUUGUCUUAGAAUCAUAGAAUCAUAGAGUUGGAAGAGACCACAAGGGCCAUCGAGUCCAACCCCCUGCCAAGCAGGAAACACCAUCAGAGCACUCCUGACAUAUGGUUGUCAAGCCUCUGCUGAAAGACCUCCAAAGAAGGAGACUCCACCACACUCCUUGGCAGCAAAUUCCACUGUCAAACAGCUCUUACUGUCAGGAAGUUCUUCCUAAUGUUUAGGUGGAAUCUUCUUUCUUGUAGUUUGGAUCCAUUGCUCUGUGUCCACUUCUCUGGAGCAGCAGAAAACAACCUUUCUCCCUCCUCUAUGUGACAUCCUUUUAUAUAUUUGAACGUGGCUAUCAUAUCACCCCUUAACCUCCUCUUCUCCAGGCUAAACAUGCCCAGCUCCCUUAGCCGUUCCUCAUAAGGCAUCGUUUCCAGGCCUUUGACCAUUUUGGUUGCCCUCCUCUGGACACGUUCCAGUUUGUCAGUGUCCUUCUUGAACUGUGGUGCCCAGAACUGGACACAGUACUCCAGGUGAGGUCUGACCAGAGCAGAAUACAGUGGCACUAUUACUUCCCUUGAUCUAGAUGCUAUACUCCUAGUCUUGCCUCAGGGCAAAUCAUGUUAAGCAAAUGAAAAAAUAAAAAUAACAUAGAAGCACACAUCCAUACUAAAACCCACAAAAAUAACCAAGGUUUAAAAUAUUCUAGACCAUGGGUAGGCAAACUAAGGCCCGAGGGCCAGAUCAGGCCCAAUCGCCUUCUAAAUCUGGCCCAUGGAGGGUCCGGGAAUCAGUGUGUUUUUACAUGAGUAGAAUGUGUCCUUUUAUUUAAAAUGCAUCUCUGGAUUAUUUGUGGGGCAUAGGAAUUCAUUCUUUCUUUUUUCGUUCUACCUGGACACUGAGGUCCAGCACCGAGGGCCUUCUGGCGGUUCCCUCACUGCGAGAAGCCAAGUUACAGGGAACCAGGCAGAGGGCCUUCUUGGUAGUGGCACCUUCCCUGUGGAACACCCUCCCACCAGAUGUCAAAGAGAACAACAACUACCAGGCUUUUAGAAGACAUCUGAAGGCAGCCCUGUUUAGGGAAGCUUUUAAUGUUUGAUGUAUUGUAAUAUUCUUUUGGAAGCCGCCCAGAGUGGCUGGGGAAGCCCAGCCAGAUGGGCGGGGUAUAAAUAAUAAAUUAUUAUUAUUAUUAUUUUUCAAAAUAUAGUCCGGCCCCCCACAAGGUCUGAGGGACAGUAGACCAACACCUGCUGAAAAAGUUUGCUGACCUCUGUUCUAGACCACACAGUCCGAAGUCACUACUGAAAUGGGAGGACUUGAACUUUCUCUGAAGGAAGCUCAGACUCUGAUGCACUUUUAGGGAAAAGGCAGUUCUGCAGUACUGGUGUGUGACACUGCCUCGGAGAACGUAUCUCUGCAAACCCUUUGCAUGCAUGCGGGCUAACCAAUAGGCUGGGAGAUCAUAACAUUGGUCCAUGCUAGAAGAUUUCUCAGUUUGACUCAAGAUAAUCAAAGCUACGGUGCAGUGGGAGAGGGGGAAAACACAAGGAGGAAUUCGACGUAGCGCUGGGCCAACCAUCCCAUCAACACAAGCUUUUCAGCUUGCCAGAUGGAACAGUCCCCACCCAGUGUGGUGUAGUGGUUAAGAGUGGUGGACUCGUAAUCUGGUGAACUGGGUUCGAUUCCCCGCUCCUCCACAUGCAGCUGCUGGGUGACCUUGGGCUAGUCACAUUUCUCUGAAGUCUCUCAGCCCCACUCACCUCACAGAGUGUUGUGGGGGAGGAAGGGAAAGGAGAUUGUUAGCCACUUUGAGACUCCUUCGGGUAGUGAUAAAGCGGGUUAUCAAAUACAAACUGCUUGUUGUGCGCCGUUCUGAGGUUCUCCUGACCCGCCCUAGAGCUAGUGGAUGUCCUUCACUGGUGGAACAAAUCUAAUUGAAUCUUGCCCAUAAUUUACAGACUCUCUAAAAGGUCUGCAGUUCUACUAUGGUGAACCUCACCAGGCCUUAGUUAAGGACCUUAGGCAGUUUCUUGCCUCAUGGGACACAGCAGAAGACAUGUCUUUUGAAAGUACUCCUUUGCUAUGUGAGUUAACUUUGCUAUGUGAACGGUUACCAUGAUCAGUGGCUCCCAAAAGCAAUGGCUGUGUUGAGCCUCUGGAUUAGAGCCAAUCUGCUUGAGGGAGCAACACCAGGGAAUGGCUUUUGCCUUCAUGGCCUGCUUCAUGUGGGCUUCCCAGAGACAUCUGACUGACCACUGUGGAAAUCAGGAUGCUGAACUACAUGCACCCUGUAGAACUUUUGUUCUGUUCCAGUGGGGUUUUUCCUUCCGUUCUUACCUGUUAUGGUUAUGCAUCUUUCGAUUGUUGUCUUCAACAGGAAUAAAAAAUCUCGUAGUCUGGGGUAAUAUCAGUGGGAACAGCUUCAUCGAUCUGAGUAAAACACAGCUCUAUAGAUAUGACAGCGCCAUCUGGGGCCCACCAAGCUUUUCCCGUGAUUUGAUGGAUGUCCUGUUUGAUCGGUAAUUUUUUGUGAUACUUUUGAUUUUUUAAAAAACUGGCUUUUAUGCCAUCCCUCUGAGUCUGAAGUGGUGUUUGCACCUUACACAUCGGCCCAAGACCUUUGCCUCUUUCAUAGUCUCUUGCAUUUUACAACCCCAAAGUCUACUCUACAGUGCUUUGGGGCAUUGUGAUGGUGUUUGGAAAAUCUUAAACAAAAAACUGAGAGCAUCCAACUCCAAGGCUUGAAAAAUGGAAAAAGUAUUCAUGUGCUAAGAACCAGAAGCAUUGUUCUUUUCAGGACUCAGUUCUCAGGACAAAAUCCCCAAAUUGAGCCCAGAAAAGGCACAAGAAUGCCAGUGCUUCCGUUUACCAAAUGCAGUUUCCAAGUGAAAAGCAAAGGAAGUGUGAAAAAGAAUAUUCUAAAUUAAGCUUCUCUCCUGAUCUUUACGUCCACCAACAGAGAGAGCUGUGCUCCAAAUCAAAGCUUCUCUAAUGCACUUUUGAACCUCUGUGGAAUGUUACAUAAGGGGCAGCAUCAUUAUUACUUAAAACCUGAUUUGGUGCUUUAAAGUUAUUAAGGUCAAAGUGUAGCCUUAUGAGACUUUACAUCGGUGUGGAGAAUAUGUGCGCCGGAAAGGAGAUGGAGUCAACAGACACUCAAGGAAUAGUUUCGAGAUAAGCUUUAUUUCUACCAUCCAUGAACUGGUAGAAGGAGCAAGUGUGAUAGUUCACAAACAAGCACGAGUUCACAGUCAUUUGCACAGAGCAUAUAUUCCCCUUCCAGUUCCCUGUCCUUUCUCCUCCCUCAGGAGUCCUGCCCCAUGUUGAGGUUCCUGAGCAUGUACAGAAAGCUCCUGUCUUGGGACUAUUGGACUCUUGGCACCCUUCCCAGGAAAGGGGGAAUGAGAGCGGUUCAGCAUGUCCAAGAAGUUGCAACUAGAAUGAGAUAAAAGUCAGUUCUCAGGCCUGCUUUGAACAGAGCCUAUUCAUUUUUUGAAGCCUUCUUGUGCUGAUAAAAGAAUAACAUUUUGCCUUGCAACAGCAGAGCAAAUGAGCAGAUGCUUAGCUGCUGAGAAAAUGAUUUUGAAAAGCUUUGAGAAGCUUUGAGCCUGCUUUAGGGUGGGGGGGCCUUCCGGCCUAGGUGGGGUUACCUGUCCUCACCUCCUUCAAAAGUAUUUAAUUAAGAAAUAAAUGGUCUAGUUGUGGCAAGGAUCAUAAGCAGCAAUAGCUCCAGUGCUCUGUUAGAGUCAUACCAUGUAAGGAUCUGAAACACAUUUUCCCACCCAAAAUACUGUAGUAUUAUUACUAUUAUUUAUUAAAUUCGUUAAAUGCUGGUUUCUAGAUUUUGCCCUGAAGUACAUCUAUAUUUUAGAACUCCUCUUUUGUUUUUGUUUUCGAGUGCUCUUCAUCAGAGUUUCCGUCACAUGGCUCCCCUGUUGCAACCUGCAGGCUCCCCUGUCACCUUCAAACCUGCCAAUGAGUUGGACGAUGAAGCAGCCACACCUUCUCCAACCUUUUGCCCCUCCUCUUGUGGUCCACCAUCUUCUCCCCCGGCAGCCCCGCUGCUUCCUGCAAGCAGGGGAACAGAUAAUAAAACUUGAAGGGAAACAGAGGGGAGAGGAGGUGGCUGUCUCAUUUCCCAGUUCAGCAUCAGAUUAUAGGCAAAGGAGGAAUCUCCUUGCUCGGAAUGCCUGGAGGUGAAAGGGCACAAAAUUCAUACCAUUCCCAUACCAUUCCAAACCUUGCUGAAGAGACUAUGACAAUGUAUGAGGCUUUGGGGGGUCUGAGACUUCAGCCUCUUGAUGAGGAGCUGCUUGCUUAAAAAUGGUUUGGAACAUGGUCUCUUCCUGUAGUUUUCUUUAUUUGUAUUUAAGGAAAGCUCUGAUUUCUCAUUUUACAGUGAAUGGAUACGAGCAGAGUUUCUGACUGCAAUGAGUUUGUUGAGUUCCUGGGAAAUUCAUUGCGUAGGCAUAGCGCCAGCACAUGCCAUUUUUACUGUGCUGAGGUACUGGUACCUGGACUCCCCUCCAGGAGAACUGGUCUCCCUGGGAGUACUCAGUGAAGGUAAAUGUUGCUCUUCAGUCAAAUAAUCAUCAAACGUUUCUCUGUUACACUGCUUCAUUUCCACCAGAGACCAUGUGGAAGGCUUGUGUUAUUCUAUCCAAAUUUAAAUCUUUGCGUACGAUACAGCCAAAGUUUAAGCAAAGCCCCAUUGAUUUCAGUAGCAGAAUUUCACGCCCGCUUAAAUCUCUUCCACUGAAAUCGGUGUGGCAGAAUAUUGGGAUAUGGUCCAUGUAAUUCACAGUUUUAAUGGCAAAUGUAUGGGUGUGUUGUUAUCUGUGCAUAAAAUACACUUUGGAGGGACUGUUUCUGUUCCUUAGGUCAGUUUGGGAUUCCUGAGGGAAUUGUCUACUCCAUGCCUGUAAGUUUCCAGAAUGGCAGCUGGAAGGUCUCUACAGAUCUACAAAUUAGUGAGAAAAACCAAGAAUGUCUUCAGAAUCUAACCUAUGAUCUGAUUCGGGUAACCUCAUGUUGCUUUCAUGUCCUGUACUAUUGUUUUCAUAAUUCUUCCUUCUAGUUAUGGACACAUUCCAAACAAGAGACUCCCUUCAUGUUAGAUUUACUCCACAUAUGGCCGGUGGUCCAAUUGCCAUUGGAUUCAGCAUCUAAAUUGAUCCUUAGAGGGCAGCACUUGCUAGUGCAAACAAUACAUUUUUACUAGUUUAAUUUUAAAGAGUGCAGUUAAGGCAAAUUUCAUUAGCACCGAAAGCCUGCCUAGUACUUCCUAGAUUGUACCCAUUUAUUUGGCCAGUUUGUGAUUGUUUUGCAGACAGGAAACAAACAAAAACUCCUGUAUCUGUAUAAUGGGGCAAAGGAGAAGCAGUAACUCACAGCUCUUCCCCUAGAAUUUUCCUUGAUUCUCCGAGCUCCAAAAUAAAUGUUAAGAUAAGAUCAUGGAUUUGACCAUGAGUGAAAUCUGAGUUGUCCGUCAUGCGUAGAAGAUUUGCACGAAUACAAAAGGCACAAACAUAACCCAUAAAUAAACCCUGACCCAUCACUUUCAGCAGAAAUUGUUAAGUGUGUUUAGGAUCAAACCUUUGGGGAAGUACCGUAUUUUUUGCUCUGUAAGACUCACUUUUUCCCUCCUAAAAAGUAAGGGGAAAUGUGUGUGCAUCUUAUGGAGCGAAUGCAGGCUGCGCAGCUAUCCCAGAAGCCAGAACAGCAAGAGGGAUUGCUGCUUUCACUGCGCAGCGAUCCCUCUUGCUGUUCUGGCUUCUGAGAUUCAGAAUAUUUUUUUUCUUGUUUACCUCCUCCAAAAACUAGGUACGUCUUGUGGUCUGGUGCGUCUUAUAGAGCGAAAAAUACGGUAAUUAAGAUCACCCUGAGGUCAUAGUAUUAUUGUUUCAUCAGUUAUUGUAUUGUGUCUGUGUACGCCCCCGCCCAGUAUUCGACUUUCAGAUUAUUGAGAUGAAAGAUGCUACCUUAAAACACCAGUCUAAUUUUUUUUGGGGGGGGGGGGACUGAUUAUCUUUGUGGCUCAAACUGGUAGUAUUGGCAAAUAAAUGCCAACUAAAAAUGCACUUUAUUUGGGUAAUAAUUGUUGUGUAAUAAAUUUCUUGUUUCCCUACGCAGGAAAAGCAAGUUGCAUUAGGUGAAGUAACAGAAUUGUAUCCAGAGAGAAAAGGUAAAUAUCAGUAGGAUGUGAGUGCUUUCUAUUAAUAGAUAAAACACAGUGAAUAUGAAGACCAGAUUUAAAAUCAGAUGUUCUCAACGGUGAGAUUUUUAAACUGAACAUGCCUAUUACUAGACCUUUGGAAUCCCCAGUUAUCUGAGCGAUGAUCAUACAAUCUGAGUUGCAUUUCUAAUUCUGCAAGUUAUAAUGUCAAAAAACAAUAUGAGACUGUUUCAUCUUAAUUAAUAGAGAGUUUUCUGGGCCUAGAUCCAAAGAAACUAGGCUGAGGAGCCCAAGGAGAUUUGAUUGACUUUUCCCUCAAAGAUGAGCCAAUCCACCCACCUGACAAACUCCUUUUGAAACUGAGGAAGGCUUCAAAAAUAGUUUGUGAAAUGAGCUGGAGGCUAUCUGCUUGAAGACCAAAACGAAAACCCAGACCUAGCACAAGAUCCUUGCAUAUGCAGGCCCUUGGAUCCCUUUGAUUGGCAUUCUGGAGCACUUUGUGGAUUUUUCGAAGGACUAUAGCACAGGAUCCAAAAUGCUAGGUGCACUGAAAGGGCUGCAUGUUAUAUAGGUCUGAUUUAUGUUUACGUAGAAGUGAAUCCUACUGAGUUGACGAAGGCUUACUCCCAGGAAAGAAGGCAUAGGAUUGCAGCCUUAAAGUUCAAACGAUGACGAAUAACUUAUAGCACCUGAUUAAAUUCCUGUUAGUUCUCAACUGAAGCCUCUCUUCUGGAUUUUAUAUAUCACCUUAUUUUUAUUUUAUUUUUUUGCUGUAGGCUGCUUCUUCAACUAAAGCUUUUGACCUCAAAAACCAGCCACAACAACCCAAUUGUUAUUAACAUUUUACUUUAGCUUGGCGAAGUGCAUUUCGUUGAUACAGUUAAUGUCAUUACGUGGAUAUUGUUUCUUACAGUCAGCCCUGUGCCACAUUCAGCAGAGGAAGAGGAAAGCAUCCAAGCUGAGGAGGAAGGUAACUCAACAAAAUAUUUUAAAUAUAUUAUUUUAUUGGGGGGAAAUUGAGGGCACAUUUGUUUACCCAGGUUUUGGACAGGUAAAGAUAUUUUUAUCUUUAAAGCAGCGAUGGUUUUGAUAAUGCUUCUAAUUAUUGGAGACUCUGCUUUUCAGUCAUUUAUAUAGGUUUUUAUGUGAUAGCUGCAUAUUUUUGUUUUGAACUGUUGUUAUACACUGCCCUGAGCUCAGUUUAAAGGAGGAGCAGUAUAAAAAUACAAUUAGUAAAAAAUAAAUAAAUGAGAAAAGCAUUCCCAUCCCCUUCACUUAUUAUGCAGGAUAAAAAUAUAUAAGAUACCAGCUAUGAACUCUGGUUUUAAGGAGAUGGUGAUGUCAUAUUAUUGAACUUUCUUUAUUUUAAAUAAACUUUAUUGGUUUUUACAGUGUGCACUUCAGAAGAUGAUAGAAAUAAUAAUAAUAAUAAUAAUAAUAAUAAUAAUAAUAAUAAUAAAAAAAUUUAUUACUUAUACCCCACCCAUCUGGCUGGGUCUCCCCAGCCACUCUGGGCGGCUUCCAACAGGAGAUUAAAAACACAAUCAAACAUCAGACAUUAAAAAACUUCCUUAAACAGGGCUGCCUUCAGAUGUCUUCUAAACAUCAGAUAGUUGUUUAUUCCUUUGACAUCUGAUGGGAGGGCAUUCCACAGGGCGAAGAAAAACAGUUUUAUGCUAAAUACAUGAAUAAUGGGGCAGUUAGCAACUGCUUCCCCACCCCUGCAAUAACUGACAAAUUUCGAGGUUUCUGUAGACUAUCGCAAAUUUGCAAGUCAAUAUGCAGAAAAUGCAACAUUUUUUUUAAAGUGUUCAGACUAACUGCUUUUCCAGAGGAGCUCAGAGAGUAUUUUUAUAUCCAUUAGCACAGAGUGGGGAGGGAGAAAUACGUAAAAGCAGUAAACAUUUGCUUUAUUUAAGAAUGGGCAACUUCUUGAGCACCAUAAUUUCUGCAGAGUAGCAGUACAUUUGAUAAAACUGGAAUGCUUGCGGUGAAACUUGCACCGUAGCUGUCAGAAAUGCACAGUGAGCAGAAUGCCAUUUAACUGCUGCCUGCAGAAGUGACUAGAAAACAUAGAUUUACCUUGCCUUUUAUUUGCAGAAUCAUUAUCCAGCUCUCCAGAUGACCCAAACUUAGAUAUCAUGAGGUUCUGGAGAGAGGGGGGGAAUUUACAUUUGGUUACCUUCAGAAUCGUUCAAUCUUUUGCUUGCCUUCCAAAAUCUGCCAUUGAGUUUUGAGAAAUUUUUGUGUAAAUGCAAAUUAAGGAUCUAUUCCAUGACCCAAGGCCCCGUGACCAAGUCGCUCCCUAUGUAAUGAAAAACCAGACGAGACAGCAAGAUAUAGAUUUUGACUUGACUUGAUAUAGGUUUUUGAGAAACUCAUGCUGGGUCUUAGCAAUCACAUUAGCCUGCAUGUGUAGAAAAAAGACAUGAAAUGGAAGAGGCAGGUUAAUUCCAGGUUGUGCUUGUUAGUUCCAGGUUGAGUUGGGCAAAUAAACAGGCUGUUUCCCGGUGAAUGUGUCAUUUCAUCAUACAGGCAGCUAAAGAAUAUAGCAGGUUUUUGUACUACUGCAAAAAAAGGUGGUAUCUCAUUAUUGAUAGUUAAGGCAGAGCAAUUGUCACUGCCUGUGUUGCCCUACUCAUCACCUAUAGGGCUAGGUGAAUAGGUGACUAAAAUAAAUAAUACCCUUAACAACCAUUACAGUUUUGCUAACAGAUAGAUCAUGGGUAGGCAAACUAAGGCCCGGGGGCUGGAUCCAGCCCAAUUGCCUUCUAAAUCUGGGAAUCAGCAUGUUUUUACAUGAGUAGAAUGUGUGCUUUUAUUUAAAGUGCAUCUCUGGGUUAUUUGUGGGGCCUGCCUGGUGUUUUUACAUGAGUAGAAUGUGUGCUUUUAUUUAAAGUGCAUCUCUGGGUUAUUUGUGGGGCACAGGAAUUCGUUCAUUUCCCCCUCCCCAAAAUAUAGUCCGGCCCCCCACAAGGUCUGAGGCACAGUGGACCGGCCCCCGGCUGAAAAAGUUUGCUGACCCCUGAGAUAGACUCUAGGAAAAAUGUAAUGGGUCUGGGAAAACUUCAGAGGGGAUGAGUUCCAGCCCUCCUUAUCCAGAAAUAAGGGGGAAAUAGCACUGCAGAGGCUGUGCCACUGCUUUUCUCAUUGAAAAGGCUCUCAGGUCUGUUCUUUAAUCCGGUUUCUUUUAGGACUUGGACUUUCACCCAGUAGCCAAGGAAUCGCCUCUGAAAAAGGUGGCGAAACUCCUGCUGAAGGUAAAUCUUAAACCGUGUGUGUGUUUAGGACUGAGCUAAAACAGCCUCCCCAAACUAUGCCCUUUUUCAGUGGUGAGGCUGGAGGGCAGGCAAAGAGACAUCAAAUUUUCUAGGAAAGGGGGCAGGGCCUGAAAUUCUUCAAUGCUUUUCCCUCAGAAAAUUCUCUCCUUCAGAGGGGAUGAGCUCCAGCUGUUAUGUACUGAGUUGAAUAGGAUUCAGAAUGCAGCAGUCUGAUUGGUCCUGGAACAAUAGGAUCCAGAAUGCAGCAGUCUGAUUGGUCCACAGGAGCCACCCAAUCCAGCUCCAGGUGGAAGUGAAUCCGCAACCUGAUUGGCCUACAGGAGAAUCCCAGAAUUAGCCAAUCACGUGGGGCCCAUUGUGUAAAUAAUGUAUAUAAGGCAGACAUUCUGGGGGAACUUCCAUUCCUCUUCACAACUAUGAGCUGAAUAAAUAGCAUGAAAUCCACUCUCGACUAUUAGUAUAUUUCACCAGCCCUGCUUGCUUCACAGAGACAAGAGGGAAAUAGCGCACACGGUAGCACUGAUGGCUGUUUCUGUGCCACUGCUAUCCUCAUUGCAAAAGCUCACAGGUCUGUUCUUGAAUCCGGUUUCUUUUAGGACUUGGACCAUCACCCAGCGGCCAAGGAAUCACCGAAGAAACUUCUGAAGGUAAAUCUUAAACUGCAAGCAUGUGCGUGUGUGUUUAGGACUGAGCUAAAAUAGCCUUCCCAAACUACGCCAUUUGUCAGUGGUGAAACUGAAGGCAGGAGAAGAGUCAUCAAAUUUUCUCAGAGAGGGACGUGAAAUUCUUCAACGCUUUUCCCUCAGACAAUUCUCUCCUUUCAAAUUUUGACUCAGUGAUGAAUGCAGUGCUUCUGUCCUUAUACGUUGAUGAAGGAAGUAGUGGGCUAAGAGAGAAAGGCCUCUACCUUCAAUGACACUGUAAUAAUAUUCGACAAGAUCAAAACUGGAUCCAUAGUUUCGUCCAGAAUUAACAAGUGGCAAAAUUGGAGAAACCAUUUUACCAUAUUCAUCCCAUGGGAUGACUACAAUUCUCCAAUACUUUGGGAAGAGAUUGGGUACGGGAAGUUUUCCAAAACUGGCUAAGAAAAGCUAUUUUCUGGAUACUUCUAGCCCAGCCCUAAUUUCUUUUCCUCCACAGUUUUAAAAAAAUCUCACAACAACAACAACCCAAAUCUGUCCAGGCAUACUUCAAUACUUUCCCUUUACCACGAAUUGUUUUUUGUCUGAAAAUCACUCCCCUCAAGGUGCUUCUACGUCUGAUUCCUCAUUCACACAUUCAAGUCACUAUUUGAUUUGCAGUUAUCAAAUGACAAGCAGGUGUGUGUAAACUAGAGAAGAGAGAGAGAAUUUUACUCAGGGAAUUUGAAGCUGAAAAGCUGGCAACCUUGGUCUCUUGCGUGUCCUUGCUUAAUUACCAGCAAUGCUAUUCCCAAAGCCUUUUUUUAAAAAAAAAAAUUUAAUAUAAUUUACCGUAUUUUUUGCCCUGUAGGACGCACUUUUCCCCCUCCAAAAAUGAAGGGGAAAUGUGUUUGCGUCCUAUGGAGCGAAUGCAGGCUCCUUGGCUUCAGCGAUAGCAGCACGAGGCGUCCGGUGCGCACGAGGCCGCUCGCUCUCCAGGCUCAGUAGCCGCCUGAAGCCUUGGGAGCGCAGCAGUGAGUUCCCGCUGCGCUCCGCAAGGCUUCGGACAGCAGCCUGUAGCUCGAAGCCACGGGAGCACAGCGGAGCACUCCUGGGCUUCAGGCAGCUCGCGGAGAGCCUGCGGAGCCCGGCGCGACUUCCCGCUGAGCUCCGGAGGCUAGAUGGAUAGCAGCCUGUUUCUCGCGGCUGGGCUGAAGAGGCGCUGAGCAGAGAGGGGGAGAUUCCCCCCCCUUGCUCUCCCCCUCUAAAACAAGGUGCAUCCUAUUCUCCGGUGCGUCCUAUAGAGCAAAAAAUACGGUAAUUAUCAGCAAUGCUAUUCCCAAAGCCUUUUUUAAAAAAUAUAUAAUUUAAUUUAAUAUACUUCUGAAUGUAAAAAUAGGCUUUCAGUUACAAAGAUAAAAACCGGUUACACAAACAUUAGAAUAUAAGCAUCCACAAUUAAGAUACACAAUUAAAGAUGGUUGGCUGCAAGUUUGUUUUGUGCCAUUGGCUGCUAUCUUUUCCUAGCAGCACCAGUUUUGGAAUUCAGGUUGGGCUGUUUUGCAAGACUGCAUCAGGGCAACUUUUAGAAGUCAGAACUGAAGCACUAGUAUGUGCACCCAAGCCUUUGUGUGUGCACUUCCUCCUCCCCAAAGAGUUUCUGGAUCCUGCCCAUUGGCCGCGGUUGCGUGUAAGCGUGGGGUUGGGGCAGAGAGAGAUGAUGAUGGCUUAAAGCCUUUCGAUUAUAGUGUAGUCAAUCUGGGAUUUGUAUUCAUGUUUCCUGCAUCCCAAGCACAACACCCUCUCCAUCAAAGCAGACUGACAUUUCCUCCCUUGUCAUUCUGAAGCACUUCGUUCUGAUUAGCCUCUCUUUUUUUUAAGAGCAGAUACAAACAGCUUUCCUUUUUUUAAAAAAAAUGCUUUAUUGGUUUUAAAACUGUAGAACAGAAAUGAUCAAGAAAGGUUAAAGACAAAUUAAAAAUAAUCAUUCAUUCCUUAAUUGAUACUUGAUUUGUACAUCAAUUUGUAAUUACAUUUAACAUGACCUCUGAUCUUCCCAUUGUGUUCCUUAAUUGGAUUCCUUGAAUACGCACUUAACUUUAUUUUCUCCAUGUUGUUUAACUUACUUUACAUUUUAUAAAGUUAUCCUAUUUACACACAGAAACUCAAUUGAAACCUGCCAACGGAUUAAUAUUUUGACAAUGUUCUUUUACAUAAACUCUGUAUAUGUCCCACUCUCUGGUAAAUUUUUCAUCUGUAAUGUCUCGUUACCUUGCUGAUAGCCUUGCUAGUUCAGCGUAUUCUCUUGCCAGUCUGAUUGGAAUGGGAUAGCCUCUCCCUUCCAACCUUUUGUGAUUAAAAUUCUGGCAGCAACUCUAGCAUACAUAAAGACUCUCCUGAACUUUUUUGGAAUUUCGUUACCCAUAAUUCCUAGCAGGAAGGCUUCAGGUUUUUUAGGGAAAGAACAUUUAAACAUUUUCUUAAGUUCGUUGUAAAUCAUUUCCCAAAACUGUCCGAUCUUUUUACAGUUCCACCACAUGUGGAUCCAUGUACCUUCAGCAUCUCUGCAUUUCCAGCAAAUGUUUGUCCUAGAUUUAAACAUUUUAGCCAAUUUAACAGGUGUUAAAUGCCACCUGUAAGGCAUUUUCAUACAGUUUUCUUUUAGAUCGUAGCAUGCCAUAAAUUUGAUGUCUUCCCUCCAGAGUCUCUCCCAACAUUCCAUGAGGAUGUUGUAACCAUGGUCCGUGGCCCAUUGCACCAUUACGGAUUUGAUUUCUUCCUCCUUGACCUCCCAGUCAAGGAGUAACCUAUACAUUUUAGAGAGUGGUUUGUAUUUAUUUUGAAUCUCAUCUUUAUUGAGUCUUGAAGGUUCUGUGGAGAAACCGGUUUAUUUGUCUUUUUGGAAGGUCUCAUUCAAUUGAAAAUAUUGCAUCCAAUCUAUCAAAUGGUGCCUGGUUUUUUCAAAUUUUUAAAGUUUUAACUUAUCGUCUUUUUCUUCCAGCAGAUCUUUCUAGGUUUCGCAGAUACGAUUCACUUUCUUCUUUUUAACCGAAAAUGCUUCUGUCGGGGACAACCACCACGGUGUUUUAGGUUCUAAUAAAGUCUCAUAUUUAGACCACACUUUGUGUAAUGAUCUCUUGAUUACAUGGUUUAGGAAGCCUUUAUGUACCUUGGCCUUCUCAUAAGCUAGAUAAGAAUGCCAACCGUAUCUAUUGUUGAACCCUUCCAGGUCCAGCAGGUCAGUAUUAUUCAGUGUCUUCCAUUCUCGUAUCCAGGAAAGGCAUUCUGAUGAGCAUCAGUGGUACAGCCCAAAUGGCAAUCCUCCAUGCUUUUCUUAAGGGAGGGUGAGGGCCAUAGUUCACUGGUGGGACAUCUCUUUUGCAUGAAGAAGGCUGCAGGUUCAGUCCCUCACAUCUUUAGUUAGGUCUGGGAGAGACUUUGGAGCCCAUCAGUUCAGAAGAUGCUGAACUAGAUGGACAAAUUGUCUGACUCAGUAUAAAGCCCCUUUCUGUGUUCCUAGCUUCUUGUGAAAAGAAGGUCAAAAUAUGCUAACAGAUUAUAAAAAGAAGAAUGUUGGAAAUGUGUGAAAUGUAAAACUAACCAUUCUUUCUACAUCAGAGGCUGAAGGUUCCCCUAGUGAGGCAAAGAAUCCUGAAGAAGAAAACAUCAAAGAACCCACAGGCGACAAUGCAGAAGAUCCUGUAGAUGGUAGGCCCAAGCUGCUUAAAAAUAAAUAAAAAAUUUACUCCUUCAGAUGAUAAAACAGCAGUAUCGUUUUAGCAAGCACACAGGGGUAAGCUCCAACUAUUUGUAAACCUCAUAUUUUGAUUGUGAAACCAGGUAUUUCUUCCAGUUGGGACUCUUUAACUCAAAAAAAGUAAUGUAAAAAAUUGUUCUAUUUGUUGGUAGUAGGCUUCAUUUUUAAAACUGUUGUGGUAUUUGUUGAUGCCUGGCAUCUUCUCAAAUCUGCUUUACUUUCUGGCUUCCAUUAACAACAGCAGAAUUGCUUUCACAGUACAGUCAUACCUCAGGUUGAAUGAAGUUGCUUCAGGUUGAGCGUUUUCGGGUUGCGCUCAGCGGCGAUCCGGAAGUAACGGAACGCGUUACACGUGUGCAGAAGCAGCGCCUCAUGUUGUGGACUUUUCGGGGUUCGUAUGGACUCCCGGAACGAAUUAAGUUCGUAUCCAGAGGGUCCACUGUAAUGAGCUCUUUCAACUCUCGCAGUUUGAGCCCCUGCCUCGGCUUCAUUCAGCAAUAGAGACUUUUCUUUUCUGAGUUUGGAGCCCUCUUGAGCCCCUUCCCAACUUUCUCUAACAACCAAAUCUGCCUUUCCAGAUACUUGAGAAUGUGUGGUGGGAAGCUAUGAUGAGCUGAAGCUCCCAGGCGCAUGUCGCCUCUGUAUUUGGAGAUAAAAGUCUCCUUUGCACACUUCCCUCACUGCAUACAGUACAGAAAUCACAGCGUAUUGCUACAUAAGCAGCCUUUUGUCUAUGGCUACAUGGGUGCCCCGAGUACUGAUACAUUGGUGGCCUCUGAGAAAUGUGACUGUGGGUUUUCCAUUUCUCUUAACUAUCGCAGUGACUAAAAUGUCUUUCUUUAAAAAUAAAAAAAAAUCAUCCUAUAGCAAGUACAGCGAUCCAUAUAAAAACCGUAAACAUAUUGGAUAACCACUUAAUUAGGCAGUCUCCAUGACUGUCCUAUUUGGAAAAGCAAAAACAGAAAGAAACUAAAAUGCUUCCUUCUAUUUGUUUAUUUUUAUUCUGCAGCUCCUGAUUUGUCUUAAGCAGAUGCCAACUUGAACAAUCGAGAAUUAAGUUCAGAAUUCACUGCUGCUUAAUUCAGCUGCCUCAGAGAAAAUCCCUGGAUGCAGUAGCUUCUGUUGCUCAACAGGAAAAUGUUAAUUCUUCUUUCUGAAUGUAAUGAAUUAAGUAACUGUGUAAAAACUUAAGCGUGUUUGUCUUCCGUGUGCAUACUAAACAAACAUGGCACAUUUUUGUUGGAGUAUUUGGAUCAAACCAGUUUAGCUCCAUUUAAAUGCAGCAAUAUCAUCUUGAAGAUCAUUUUGUGGGCUGAGAAAAAUGCAUUAGGAAUUCAAAACACUUAUAUUAAAAUUUGUAGAGGAUGAUGUUCAAAUCCAUAGCGAAAUUUGGAUGAUGCACUCUUCUCCCUUCUUACUACACUUGAUGGAGGAGCAAGAUGAACCCUUUGGAACAGCCUGAAAUCUGUUUUGCACGCCCAACCAUCUAAUCGACUCAAGGCUUCCUAGCACCCUCUACAUUCCAGCUUUAAAGACUGCUGAUUCUGGGGCUUUUCCUUCACAGCCAGCUUUCCUCCCUUAUCCCCUUGUUGUGUUUUUCUCAACAACCAGCCUCAAGAAGAUGUAGCUCUGGAGAACUGAAAAAACUUGCUUGCCGCUUUGAGACAUUUUAGUGCGUU